AUGUUACAGAAUGCACCAACUGUAUCGGAAAUGUUAACCAGUGAAAAGCUUAUUCGAGCGCAACUUACAUUUUUUAAUGUACCACGAAUCGGUGCUGCUUCUCAUCAAGUUAUUCGAUCGCUGAUUGAGAGUGAAUGUGGUAAAGAAAUCGCCAUAUUUGACAUCACUAUAAGCAAUCGACGAUGGCGUGUUCGAUUCUAUCGUAGUGAGCAUGCAUUAGAAGUGUUACGGACAUUGAAUGGAUAUCGUUUUCGAAAUAGAUUUUUGUCCAUUUGUUACGAAGAUAUUUACCCCCAUAAAGAAUCGGAAAAACAGUCGAAUAAACAUGAGUCGGUGACGAAAACAAUACAUCAUCAUACAUCGUUACAGACGAACGAUAAUCCAAAAAAGAGCGUUAUAUGGACUGCAGUGGAAUGCCUUGAAAUUGAACAUUUCAAAAGUGGUUUAAUGAGAUUACUGCAAGAUAUUGAUAAACAUCAACAGGGCAUUGCUAUCGAUGACACUCGUAUCAAACGGCUUACGCCGCAUGAAUCACGUCUGGUUAAUAUGAUGCUAAAACAAUGGCCUGCUGGCUUAUUUCGCAUGUGUGCCCCACAGAUUCGCUUAACUGGUAGAUAUCUUAGUCUCGCUAAUCACAGUCAAAAAACUGUAGUAAACAAAGUUGUCGUGGAGAAGUUAGAAGACAUAAUAGAUGAACUAUUGCAGUCUUACCCUCAUAUAUAUGUAGAAUCUUGGGAGCCAAUGGCACCUACCGUAAUUCAUAAUAGCUACCAACUUGUCGAGUAUGCCCGUGCACUUCUUCAUCGUUUUGGUAUACAACAGGCCUUCGUAGAUUUACCGUGGCGAAUUUUCACUGCACUACUUCCAUCGCACUCUGGCUGGCCUAAAGAUCCCCAAGAACUGAUGACUACGGUUGCCAAAUUGUCACCCCACACAGUGGUCUUUGGGAAAACAUUAUUUCUAAUUAGUGAUGGGCGACAUCGCAAAGCACUAGCACAAAAACUAUCAUGUCUCCCGGAAUGA
Molecule: messenger RNA, 1023 nt
Organism: Thelazia callipaeda (thelaziosis nematode)
Lineage: Eukaryota; Metazoa; Nematoda; Chromadorea; Rhabditida; Thelaziidae
Source: the annotation of a GenBank genome assembly